UGCGCGCGGUUCAACGUGCGAGGGACGCGGGUGGGCGAGGACGGGUGGGGAAAGCGACUGACCACCUCCCAUCCGGCAAUACUGGAGUCCCCAUCUCACCCGGCAUGUGCGCCACCACGCCCACCGCAACCCCCACCCCACGCCAUCGCCUCCGCCAAUACCGCGUCCGCCGCGCAGCUUCCACGUCCUCCUCUUCCGACAGCGACGAUGCCAACGAUGCAGUCAAGCCCCCUUCCACGCGUACGACCGGGAGACAAGUGGGACGACAGCAUGCGGAGGUGGUGGUUGAGGAGGUGGAUGGUGGCGAGGUGGCGAGUGCGGAGGUGAAGGAUGAUACCGAUAUGCACGGACCCGAUACCGAUUUUCCAGCAGGGGGUGCGGGGAUACGGGCCUUAUCGAUCGCGGAGCCUGUGGGACGGGUUGGGGAAGCGAACGAGAGCACCCGUGCGCCACCGACGGGAGGGGAUGCGAUACGUGCGGCCGCAAAGCAUGCGACGGAAGACGCUGAGACGGUCCCCAACGCCCUCACCCCGCUCCACAUCCUCGCCACGCCGUCCCGCGGCCGCGGGAUCUACUCCCCGGGCCCCAUCUGCUCCGGUCGACAGCUGUACAACGAGGGUCCGUACGCCGCUGCGCUAUCCACCGCGCACCUCGGCACGCAUUGCAGCGGAUGUUUCGGAUCGCUUCGGAAGGUGCUGAGGUGCACGGGGUGUGGGGUUGUGUGUUACUGUGGGGUGGGGUGUCAGAGGGGGGAUUGGGGGGUGCAUAGGUGGGAGUGUGCGGCGUGGAGGGCCGUGAAGGGGAGGGUGCCGACGACGGCGGUGAGGGUGCUUUGUAGGCUGCUUUGGAAGAGGGCAAGGGAUAGAGCUGGGGGGGUUUGAUAUGGUAGUAUGAGAAGAUUGAUGCGUUGGUUUCAAACAGAGAGCACUACACACAAGACAAGAUCGAGACGUUUGCGCAGAUGGCGAUGUUGAUCCGGUCGAUUGUGGGCGAGGAGGUGUGUUUGGAUGCGGGGGGGAUGG
This is a messenger RNA of Fimicolochytrium jonesii, 1022 nucleotides long. RefSeq lists its product as uncharacterized. Gene Ontology annotation, cellular component: nucleus. The transcript is spliced from 4 exons. The coding region runs from base 105 to 881 and encodes 258 amino acids. Lineage: Eukaryota; Fungi; Chytridiomycota; Chytridiomycetes; Spizellomycetales; Powellomycetaceae. The record is from RefSeq and is a predicted model, not a curated record.